Messenger RNA from Vigna radiata var. radiata (mung bean), 1908 nucleotides. RefSeq names its product meiotic nuclear division protein 1 homolog. The transcript is spliced from 10 exons. NCBI's taxonomy places the organism in Eukaryota, Viridiplantae, Streptophyta, Magnoliopsida, Fabales, Fabaceae. Gene Ontology annotation, molecular function: double-stranded DNA binding. Gene Ontology annotation, biological process: reciprocal meiotic recombination. The record is from RefSeq and is a predicted model, not a curated record. Bases 108 to 767 code for a protein of 219 amino acids. Gene Ontology annotation, cellular component: nucleus.
UUUUAACAGAAAGUACAAAAUUUACUCAACCACUUUCCCGCCGAAAAUUGGAGAAUCGCGAUUCUGGAAUCUUCCGCGUCACUCCGUCGCCGACGAAAUCUGUCGCAAUGUCGAAGAAAAGGGGUCUUUCUUUGGAAGAGAAGCGGGAGAAGAUGCUUCAAAUCUUUUACGAGUCCCAAGACUUCUUCCUGCUGAAGGAGCUCGAGAAGAUGGGUCCCAGAAAGGGUGUCAUUUCUCAGUCUGUGAAAGAUGUUGUACAAAGUUUAGUGGAUGAUGACCUUGUUUCCAAAGACAAGAUAGGAACAUCUGUGUAUUUCUGGAGUCUACCUAGCUGUGCUGGUAAUCAGCUUAGAAAUGUGUACCGCAAACUUGAUUCUGAUCUUCAAAACAGUAAAAAUCGGCAUGCCCAACUUGUUGAGCAAUGUCAGGAGCUGAGGAAGGGGCGAGAGGAAUCUGGGGAAAGAGCGGAGGCCGUUGCAGAUCUGAAAGCCGUUGAGCAACAGCACAAUGAAUUGAAGGUUGAGUUGGAAAAGUAUAGAGAUAAUGAUCCGGCUGCCUUUGAAGCAAUGAGAGAAGCAAUCGCAGUUGCCCAGGCAUCGGCAAACAGAUGGACAGACAACAUUUUCACCCUGAGGCAAUGGUGUUCGAACAAUUUCCCCGAGGCUAAGGAACAACUUGAAAAUUUGUACAAGGAGGUUGGUCUAACAGAUGAUUUUGACUAUUUGGAGUUAGUAGCACCUAUCCCUCUCAAAGCAGUUGCUGAAUAAUUACUUAGCCUAUAAAUGGCCAACUGCUUGUUGUCGAGCUGCUCUCAAACGCUGACAAUAAAAUGUAAAGUCGAUGACAUCCUCUGAGAUGGUAGGUUACUUUCUAUUCCUCUCUUUCUGUAUUGAUCAUGAAGUUUAAGAAGCCCUUUGCUUUCUGUGGCAAAAUAUAUUACAGAUUAUCCAAGUAUUUUUGGUCCCCAUUUUGAGUUAGGUCGGCGUUACUUGCCUUAAGGAGGCUCCAAUCCUCAGUAUGAUAUAUAUAGAUCCUUUAUGUUUUUACGUUUGUUUUUAUGGUUAGGAAAAUAAAGUGGGAUGGUGUAUGACAAACUAAGAACUGCUUUCUUUAUUAGGAACCAUUUUAAAUCCUCAGCCACUAAAUAUCCUGGAGCCACAAGAACUUCGUUUCUCAUUACACUUUGUUUAAUCCUCUCUGUUCACUUCUAUCAUCAUGGAACAAAUUUCUUUUAGCCUUCAAAGGUCAAAUAUUUCAAAGCCCCAUCCUUUUUACACUCACGUUGGUACCACACGACACGAUUAGUAUGCCAAAACCAACCACCACCUCAAGGCUUAAUCCCUUAAAGUGACCUAUAUCAAAAUGUACAAGUAGAGGGGGUUGGGUUUUGUUCCUAAAUGUAACUUAACAAUUACAUUUUAUGAUGCCUCUGAAACCAAAACUGAUCCUUCAAGAAAAUUACAAUAUAAUAAUUAUGUCUAUUGUCAUUAUCGUUAAUAUAAUAAUAAUAAUACGGCAAAUGUUAUUCAAUAAUACCUUAGGACACUGAUUUUAACCUGCUAGCAAGACCUGUAAUAUAUUAUUUAUAAGUUGAGACUUGAAUUGUAUGUAAUUAUCCUCUUGACUUUCAUUCAUCAGUGUUUUGUCGUCUGACAAAAUGACAUUAGCUUUUUAUGGCCACUUGGAAGUUGUUUAACUAACACACCGAAAGUUUGUCGCUUGCUAUUGUUAGUUUUAAUUUUCAUAUUAACGGCAUUUCCUUGACAUCUGUGUUGCUUAAAGAACUUAAACAUUAAAUGAAAUGAAGUGCUUUGGUGAGGAUAUGGAUACUCCAUUCUCACUCAAUCAAAUUAUUCCUCUCUAAUUUAAUCAUCUCUUUGUAUAUUAUAAAUACCAAUCCAUAAGUAA